Eufriesea mexicana is the source of this 4014-nucleotide messenger RNA. It is a transcript of the gene arm, whose product is annotated as armadillo. Lineage: Eukaryota; Metazoa; Arthropoda; Insecta; Hymenoptera; Apidae. The transcript has 7 exons. Gene Ontology annotation, biological process: cell adhesion. Gene Ontology annotation, molecular function: cadherin binding. The record is from RefSeq and is a predicted model, not a curated record. Bases 420 to 2858 code for a protein of 812 amino acids.
CGGAAAAUGGUGAUGCAUUGCAUUCUCAGAGCCUUUGUUGUGCCGCACGCCCACGCGCGUCCCUCUACCUUUGGAAAUCAAGCAUCGUUCGCGCCUCGUGUCCACCUCUAGAUACGAUUUCCUGUCGUAUUCGAUCGAACCAGCGCGUCCCCCGCUCGUGUUCCAAGAUAAAAGUGGAAGCUGCAAGAACGCUUAGAGGAAUCUUUCGAUCGUGCCCACAUUCCGUGUAGUUGCAUCCUCCUUCCAUUCUUCGCGAUACAGUGCACUGACCCUACGCGCGUUGUGGCGUUGUCUUCGAAACUUUGAACGAGAAGAGACUAAACUUUCCUUCGUGAGAUCGAAGAAAUUUUUUUUCUUGUUAGACUUGUGCCAGUCGACAGUGGUGUAUUCCAGUGUGGAUAGACUCUCCCGUAGGAGCCAUGAGUUAUCAAAUGUCUUCGAAUCAAUCCAGACCAAUGUCUCACGGUAACUAUCAAGGUUUGGGUGAUCUACCCAUGGGUUCUGCCAAAGAACAGACAUUGAUGUGGCAGCAGAAUUCUUACAUGGGUGAUUCUGGAAUACAUUCUGGCGCUGUCACUCAAGCGCCGUCUUUAUCCGGCAAAGAGGAUGAUGAGAUGGAGGGCGAUCAGUUGAUGUUUGAUUUGGAUCAAGGUUUCGCACAGGGUUUCACUCAGGAUCAGGUCGAUGAAAUGAAUCAGCAAUUGAAUCAUACGAGAUCUCAACGUGUUCGUGCAGCAAUGUUUCCAGAAACACUGGAGGAAGGUAUAGAAAUUCCUUCUACGCAAUACGAUCCAGCACAACCUACUGCUGUUCAAAGAUUGGCAGAACCGAGUCAAAUGUUGAAGCACGCAGUUGUGAAUUUGAUAAACUAUCAAGAUGAUGCAGAUCUUGCAACACGCGCAAUACCUGAAUUAAUAAAAUUGUUAAACGACGAGGACCAAGUUGUUGUGUCUAAGGCAGCGAUGGUAGUUCAUCAACUUUCGAAAAAGGAAGCAUCACGUCACGCCAUUAUGAACAGUUCACAAAUGGUAGCUGCUUUAGUUCGUGCCAUUUCGAAUAGCGACGAUCUCGAAUCGACAAAGGCUGCAGUCGGUACAUUGCACAAUUUGUCUCACCACAGACAAGGCCUUUUGGCUAUUUUCAAAAGCGGCGGUAUACCUGCCCUCGUGAAGCUUUUAAGUUCUCCAAUGGAAUCUGUUUUAUUCUACGCAAUCACGACCCUUCAUAAUUUGCUUUUACAUCAAGAUGGUUCUAAGAUGGCUGUACGUCUUGCCGGAGGACUGCAAAAGAUGGUUGCCCUACUUCAGCGAGACAAUGUGAAAUUUUUAGCUAUAGUAACCGAUUGCUUACAAAUUCUUGCAUACGGCAAUCAAGAGAGCAAAUUAAUCAUAUUAGCUUCUCAAGGGCCGAUAGAGCUGGUACGCAUUAUGCGUUCAUACGAUUACGAGAAGCUUCUAUGGACGACUUCGAGAGCCUUGAAAGUGUUGUCCGUUUGUCUUAGUAAUAAACCGGUGAUAGUCGAAGCUGGUGGUAUGCAAGCACUUGCGAUGCAUCUUGGUAAUCCAAGCCAGAGACUCGUCCAGAAUUGUUUGUGGACGUUACGAAAUUUAUCGGACGCUGGCACCAAAGUCGACGGAUUGGAGGGUUUGUUACAGAGUCUUGUACAAGUUCUUAGCUCUACCGACGUAAAUGUCGUUACAUGUGCAGCUGGUAUAUUGUCGAAUUUGACUUGCAAUAAUCAACGUAACAAAGUAACCGUAUGUCAAGUAGGAGGUGUGGACGCUCUUGUACGUACGAUCAUUUACGCGGAUAGUCGGGAAGAGAUAAGCGAGCCGGCAGUAUGCGCGCUUCGUCAUUUAACGUCGCGUCACGUGGAAGCAGAAAUGGCACAGAAUUCUGUCCGCCUAAAUUAUGGAAUUCAGGUCAUAGUAAAACUUUUGCACCCGCCUUCGCGUUGGCCAUUGGUUAAAGCGGUAAUAGGAUUAAUUCGCAACUUGGCACUCUGUCCUGCAAAUCACGGCCCACUUCGUGACCACGGCGCGAUUCAUCAUUUGGUCAGGCUUCUGAUGCGUGCUUUCCCCGAGACACAACGGCAGCAACGCUCAUCCGUGGCAAGCACUGGAAGUCAGCAAACAUCCGGGGCGUACGCGGAUGGCGGUGUACGAAUGGAAGAGAUAGUGGAAGGCACUGUAGGAGCGCUUCAUAUUCUCGCGAGGGAGUCACACAAUAGGAUGAUUAUCAGAUCUCAGAACGUGAUUCCGAUUUUCGUACAGUUACUGUUCAACGAGAUCGAGAACAUUCAACGCGUCGCAGCUGGCGUACUAUGCGAACUUGCUGCGGACAAAGAAGGUGCUGAAAUGAUCGAACAAGAAGGUGCUACUGCUCCUUUAACGGAGUUGCUUCACUCUAGGAACGAAGGCGUCGCGACUUACGCCGCAGCUGUGUUGUUCCGCAUGAGCGAAGAUAAACCACAAGAAUACAAGAAACGACUCUCCAUGGAACUCACGAAUUCUUUGUUGCGCGAGGAUACAAACGUUUGGAAUAACGCUGACUUUGGGAUGGGUCCAGAUCUACAGGACAUGCUUGGCCCUGAUCAAGGCUAUGAUGGUAUGUAUGGACAAGGACCCCCUAGUGUACACAGCAGCCACGGAGGUCGAGGGUAUCAACCGCAAGGUUAUGACCAGAUACCAGUAGAUUCGAUGCAAGGGUUGGAAAUAGGUGGAGGGUCGACAUAUGGCGCGAUGGACACUAUGGACGUAGCGCACGAGGGUGACCUGAGUUUCGAUCAUUUAGGAGAGCUUCCUGCACCGCCACAAGAUAAUAACCAGGUUGCAGCUUGGUACGACACCGAUCUCUGAAACUGUGCCAGCAUCGUAUCUCGCCAGAGAAACGGACCCGUGAGGCUCUUAAGUAAUUUCAAUACGGACUAGUAUUGAAAUUACUAGCUUUGAGACUAGUAUUGAAAUUACUAUUACUAGAAAUUACUCGUUUCGGGGUUAGCGGUAUAAAUAGGUAAUCGUUGUCGAUGAUUUAACAGUUUCGCAAAUUUCGGAGAAAAUUUACGAUACGACGAUGACCAGCAGUAGGGGGCAGUGUCGAGGAUGCGAUAACUAGCCCUUGACUCAUAGUCCAAAGAGACGCGGAUACUUGUGAGAUAACGUCUAUAAUAAUCGCGACACGUAAGAAAAUCUUAGAAUUAGACAUAUCGAUCUCUAUCGACAUCAUCUCGUCUCGUUACCGUCGACAUAACGAAACGGAAUUUAUUUUUCCACGAAAUAUGCAUAAAGAAUUCGCACGUCAACGCGAGUUCGCGUAUCGCGACGAUAGCUAACUGACAAUAAUAUUCCAUCUUAUAUCUCUACUCUUACAAGCGUGUUCGUGCAAAUGUACAAGUAGGAGCAUGAAAUUUCGAGACGCUAAAAAGCGUAGAUACCUUUGUCAGGAUUCCCAUGGUCGAACUUACUUCGAUCUCGUUCGAAACGGAAAAAGACACGACGACCGUUUUCUUACGCGUCGCGAAUGCAAUCGGUAUCGUCUGGCGCGGAUACGCGCUUCGUUACACCGCGAAUGGAACGAUCGUUAUCGUUUAUUCCACAUUGCCGAAUACCAUCCGAUAUUGCCAAUUAUCCGGGUAAUCGUCGCAUCGUAGAUUUCCAUGGAGACGUUGAAACUUGCCGAAUUGCAGAGAGCGAUUACCUAUUUAUACCGCUAACCCCGAAACGAUAGUAUCAUUCUCGAGUAUCAGUGAAUUACAAUCAAGUAUAAAUAUAAAUGAAUAUCAAUGAACUUUCGCAUUACGUAUUUUACAGGGUAGUUACAUUUAAUUUUUAUUAUUAUCAUUAACGUAGCUACGCAAUCGUGGCGGUACUUUGCUUCGUUCGAUGCUCUGUACGCGCCUCUGAUCGCUGUCGAUGUAUUAGACCUAAGUGAGAGACACGUAAUUCAUACACACCAUGUAUAUGUAUCAUUUAAUUGUCCAGACGAAUAAACUGAACGAUUAAGUACUCGAAUUGU